AUGGAUUCAAAGGACUGUGACUUCAAGAAUUCUUUGAUCAAAUGUCUUCGUGGUAUGCGACAAGAACUGCGAGAGGGCAAUCCUUUCCGUGCAUACCUUUCUCAGGAUUUCAUACUCAAUUCCAACGUACCUACCAUUGAUUCGAGUACCUCUAUUAAGGACACGAAAUCAAGACCUAAAAUCGUCACUCAGAAACAAUUGCAAUACUAUACAAAGGAAAAGAUAGUCAUCCGCAUUACUGUUAGCAUUAAACAACAACUCGAAGAUAGUCAUUCGAAGAUUAUCGAGUUUUGUGCAUUAAAGCAAGCCAUUAGAUUAGUAAAGAUCAUCAAUGACUUGGCCUACUAUGCUUUCUUUAUAGCCCCUCAGGAAUUGAGACUUCAACCUAGUAACGUAUUGAAGGUUAAUUUCUCCCCAAAUAAUCCCAUUAGGAACGAGGACUGGAAUCUCACCGUGUGCGAGUCCUUCGACUGGUCUUACCAAGGGGAAUCUGUUGGGAUCUUGAAGCGUCCAUUGAUUCCACUUAACAAUGAUGCCAUCGAAAAGGACAAGAAGGCCUUCAGACCUCUCGUCGGUACAAUUCUACCAGCUGUUGACGGUACCUUGGGCGAAGAUGCUGGUCCCAGUAUGGAGCGAAUGCCAAAGAUCAACUCGAUGCCAUCGAGUACCUUCGCCGGAUCUCGCACCUGUCCUUCGUCGACAGGUCGUCAUUCGCGUUUAUCCCACUACAACAGAGACCAAUCUCCUGAUCAGUAUGGCUGA
Botrytis deweyae is the source of this 762-nucleotide messenger RNA. RefSeq lists its product as uncharacterized. Lineage: Eukaryota; Fungi; Ascomycota; Leotiomycetes; Helotiales; Sclerotiniaceae. The record is from RefSeq and is a predicted model, not a curated record. The transcript has a single exon. The coding region runs from base 1 to 762 and encodes 253 amino acids.